Molecule: messenger RNA, 1257 nt
Organism: Vicia faba (fava bean)
Lineage: Eukaryota; Viridiplantae; Streptophyta; Magnoliopsida; Fabales; Fabaceae
Source: the annotation of a GenBank genome assembly
AUGGAUUCUGGUAAUAGUGGGAGCAUUUCUUCAAGUGGUGAUGAAGAAUAUGAUUCAAGAACUCAUCAUCCAACACUUCUUCCUUCAAAUUUCUUCAAUCCACAACCUAAUCUUCAAUUUAAUUCCAUCUCACACAAUCCACAAUUGUUUCAUCUUGGAUCAAACUCAAACUCAAACUCAGUUUCUUUCUUUGAUCUUUCACCAAACUACCUUCACAAUCUCUCUCAAUCACAACCAAACAUAGACACAACUUCAUUUCCUCCAUCAUCUCAAGGACUUUCAUCACCACCAUCAUUACCAUUUUCAUUACAACAACAACACUUGAACCAAUGUUUGUUAACAACUCCUCCAGGUGUUGGUCUUCAUGAUAACAACAACAGCAACAAUAAUGCAAGAACAACACCAACACCAACACCGUCACCAGCAACAACAAAUAAUGCAACAAGAAAUUCAAAGAAGAGAACAAGAGCUUCAAGAAGAGCGCCUACAACAGUUCUAACAACCGACACAUCGAAUUUCAGAGCCAUGGUUCAAGAAUUCACAGGUAUCCCUGCACCGCCUUUUUCAGGUUCAUCUUAUUCUCGUCGUCUUGAUCUUCUCACUUCAUCAUCUUCUUUAAGAUCAUCUCACUUUGAUACAACAACAACAUCUUCUUUUUACCCUCUUCGUCCUUCACCACAGAAGCUUUAUCAUAAUCAUCAUAAUCAUCAAAAUCCAUUGAUUUUAUCUUCAUCUUCAUCCUCAUCACAUAACAACAACAUGGUUGAUGCAACUGUUAACAAUAAUUAUCAUCAACAACUACCAAUAUCUGAUUUGGGUUUACCUUAUAAUAACCCUCAUCAUCAACAACAACAACAACAUAACUUCAUGCUUAGCAUGCAAAAUCAACAACCUAUUCAUACAUUCAACAACCUUUCCGCAUCUUCUUCCCAACAGUUUCAUCCUUUUAGCCUAGGAGGUUUUGGUGCAAAGUCACAACAACAAAGUUUAUCAGUACAAUCUCUUGAAGAUCUUGGUGUGAAUCAAGGACAAGUGAAUGCACAUCUUGGUGGUGAUAAAGUUGUUGUUGGUUCUUCUUCUACAGGUGAUGGUUUGGGUGGCGGUGUAGGAAGUAAUUGUAAGGUUAACUUUUCAGGUUCUGGAUCAAUUACGUUAAACCAUGAAAAGACAACGGAGAAUAAUAAUAAUGAUAAUAGUAAUAAUAAUAGUAAUAGAGGAGGAGAAGGUGUUGAUUCGUGGAUUUGUUCUUCUGAUUAG